Molecule: messenger RNA, 2846 nt
Organism: Drosophila persimilis
Lineage: Eukaryota; Metazoa; Arthropoda; Insecta; Diptera; Drosophilidae
Gene: ETHR
Product: growth hormone secretagogue receptor type 1
Exons: 4
Coding region: 455-1840 (461 amino acids)
Biological process (GO): G protein-coupled receptor signaling pathway
Cellular component (GO): plasma membrane
Molecular function (GO): thyrotropin-releasing hormone receptor activity
Source: RefSeq, a predicted model, not a curated record
CCCAUGUAAUUCACAUUACGAGACAUACGCCCCCCGACGCAGGACGACGACACCGACAUUGCCAUUGGUGAGGGGCAGCCACGGCGUCGCUGUGGCCAGGACCGGGCAGCAUCCACGGCAGACCAGCAUUGGCAUAGGCUUGAGGAUUUGUUGGCUGUUGCUGCUGCUACCCCAGACCCCGGCUCAAGAUGCUGCAACAGCAACACCAACAGCAUUCCAAACAGCAGCAUCCGCCGGCCCUGCUGCCGCCGCAACCCAAGCCAGGACGACGUCCCAGCAGGCUGGGCUAUCCCGUGGCGCUCCUAGUGGCGGCGAUGGCGCAUACAACGCAACUUAUAGUAUUCCAGCCCUCGGCUACGAGUCCGCCCACACCAGCAGCGGCCACAGUGAUAAUUCCAGCGCAGCAACAGCCGAUUCCGAUUCCGAUUCCGACUCCGAGGAGGAUGCUGAGCCGAUGCUGCCACAGAUUCCGCCGUAUAUACGCACAACCGCCAUGUUCUUCUGCAUAGCCAUCAUGCUGCUGGGAGUUGUAGGGAACGUGAUGGUGCCCAUUGUGAUUAUUAAGACGAAGGAUAUGCGCAACUCCACAAACAUUUUCCUCACCAAUCUCAGCAUCGCCGACCUGCUGGUGCUCCUCGUCUGCACGCCCACCGUCCUCGUCGAGGUUAACACGCGCCCAGAGACCUGGGUACUUGGCCACGAGAUGUGCAAGGCCGUUCCGUUCGUUGAGCUGACGGUGGCCCACGCCAGCGUUCUGACCAUCUUGGCCAUCUCAUUCGAGCGCUAUUACGCAAUCUGUGAGCCAUUAAAGGCCGGCUACGUCUGUACCAAGGGGCGUGCCAUCCUCAUCUGCGUCCUGGCCUGGGGCAUUGCUGCGCUUUUUACGAGUCCCAUCAUCGCCAUUUCCAGCUACAGCGUAGAGCCCUAUGGAGACGGCACCGACGCCCCAGUCUGCACCACAGCGGCCGAUGGCUUCUGGCCGAUCUUUUACUUUGUGGGCAGUAUCACGGUGUUCUUCUUUCUACCCUUCGGCAUCCUGGUCCUGCUGUACGCGGCCAUUGCCUACAAGCUGCUGCGGCCAAACAAUGCCUUCCAUAGGCCCACCUCGCCACAGCCGCAGCCGGCGACUGCCACGGCCACGGCCACGACAACACCCAGCACCAAAGGCAACAGCCAUCAGCAGAGCAAUGGCAUGAGGAAGCACCGCAAGCAGGUGAUUUUCAUGCUGGUGGCGGUGGUCUCCAGUUUCUUUGUGUGUCUCCUGCCCUUCCGAGCAUUCACGCUGUGGGUGAUCAUGGCCAGUGGGGAGGAUGUUGAGCGCCUGGGCAUCGCAGGCUACUACAAUCUGCUGUACUUCUCGCGAUUCAUGCUGUACCUAAAUUCGGCCAUGAAUCCCAUCCUCUACAACCUGAUGUCGUCCAAGUUCCGGAGCGGCUUUUGGCGGCUGCUGCUUACAUGCCUGGGGCAGAGGCCCAGCCAUCAUCAUCGCCAUAAUCACUACCACCAGCGGCAGCAACCGACGGCAGGCGGCAGCAUGCGAAACACUUUGCGAAGACAGGCCAAUGAUGCUGACGAGGGAGCUACUUUGGCCGGCCGCACCGGUGGUACCCGGCCGCCUCACCGAACGUUGCGUCGCGAGGCCACAUUUCUGAUCAACUCCAUAUCCACGUCUUCGGGCACGGAUCGCACAACCUCGUCCUCCGCCUGGCGAAGCAAUAGUCUGUCCACUUCCGGGCUGGGCGAGCGCGAACGGGGCAUCCUGGGUGCCGCCAUCAUAGGAACUACCGCGGCGACGGUAACAACCGCUUGCCUGCAGGAGCGUCGAUCCAGCAAAACCUGAACACUGCCCUCCCAUUGAAUUGUACGAGUAUUUUAGUUGAAUUCCAACAGCAAAUAGUCAUAGUAUUUAGAAGAAAUUUCGUUGUAAAGACUGAAGUACCUCAGAAGAAGUCAAUAAACGCUAGAGAAUGUUUUUGAAACCAUGUUUUUUCGUUUUGUUUGUUCCGGCCUUCACUUUGUCCCCACAGCUACAAUUGGGCAAUAAAACAAACCUUUCAUAGGCAUCGUUACAGAUUUUAUUGUAUUUAAGCGAAAUAUAAAAUCAAAUUCAGGCGAAAGUGAAAGCCGAAACUGAAUGUUAUGUAUGUGUAUGUGGUAUGUAAGUAAUGUUUUCUAUGCAGUUGUGUGCCUUGUUCCCAAACCUUUUAAUAUUUUACGCUCACGCAAUUUUUAUUAAACUUCAUCGUUAUAUCGUCAUUAUUACACUAAUUAUGUGCCUACACAAAUCCAUCGCGUCACUCGAAAAUACAAAUACACACAAUUUGUUUUUGUUAAUGCCAAAAGUGAUCGUUCUUUUGAUUUACAUAAAAUUUGAAAUAUGACAGAGACAAGUGGCGAGCACCAUAGAUAAAUAUGUUUCAAACACACACACACGCACACAUAUACAAAGUACGUAGUUGCAAGGAGCAGCAGCCUCGUACAGAUGGUGGCUCUCCCCUCGCGUAUCAUCAUGUAUGCUGGAGUGGAUCUAUAUCUGUGCAUGUGUGUGAAUUUUAGUUAGUAUCGUUUCGCGCUGCUGUGAUAAGUAACUCUCUUAAGUUAGGUUAGAUUUAGAUUAAGUUAAUUGCUACACCGUUUUGCAUCUUUGCACUACUUAUGGAACAGAACGGUUCAGAAAUCAGAAAGACGGUUAGUAUCAGUAAUCGGCCAUGUGAAUGGGUAUGGGUGUGUUCGGGAUGUUUGGAGUUUUGUUGGGUUGGCUACAUACCUAUUACAUAUAUGUAUGUAUGUAUAUUUGCUUAAAGUGUGUACUCUCGCGUCCACGGAUCGGAAUCAUACAAACGCAU